Molecule: messenger RNA, 1347 nt
Organism: Ceraceosorus bombacis
Lineage: Eukaryota; Fungi; Basidiomycota; Exobasidiomycetes; Ceraceosorales; Ceraceosoraceae
Source: the annotation of a GenBank genome assembly
AUGGGAUGGACGUGUCCGGACGAUUGCAGGUACCACUGCACCCACCGAGUCACCAACGACGCCUUUGAUCGCGUCAACCAUAUUAAGAGCGAAGCGCAGCAAGCCGUGCAAGCUCUGGCCAGCAUAGCUGCGUCUGAUGGUAGCCAGGGCUUUGGUGGCAUGUCGCGGGCUGCUCAGAAGCAAAAGUACGAGGAAUUGGUGGAGAGCAGGCUCAAGCAGCUGUCGCCUGUGCAAAAGCAGAUGGUCCAGUAUCAUGGCAAGUGGGUCUUCAUUCGCUUCUUGGGGGCUCAAGAACCCCUGAGCGUCAUCUUUAGCCUCUUGAACCUUUGGGUGCACUCGAAAGGCGUGGUGCAGCUGCGAUCGCAAUUGCCAGACCUCUUCCCAUUGAAGGUCAUCUACAUUCUUCAUGCGCUCGUCAGCUGCAACGCAUGGAUCUGGUCCGCGGUAUUCCACGCCAGAGACAAGGGCUGGACAGAGAAGCUCGACUACUUCAGCGCAGGCGCCGUCAUCCUUUCAGGACUCUUUUUCUCCAUUUGCCGUCUAUUCCGCAUCCCGCCUUCCCAUCCCAAUUUUACUCUGCUCGCACGUGUGUGCGCUGGAGCGCUCGCCGUUCAUAUCCUCUAUCUCAGCAUCGGGCGAUUCGACUACUCGUACAACAUGACGGCCAAUGUGCUCGUUGGCUUAGCGCACACAUUUCUUUGGCUUGCCUACUCCUUGCGGCCCUCGGCCUUCCCCGGUCCCAAUGAUGGCGUAUCAUCUAGCGCGAGAUCAGCUGCAAACGGCAGGGCGAACGAAAUGCCACCGAAUGCGCUUAGCGGGAAUGCAUCGUCUCCGACUCCUAUCCUGUCGACGAUUCCACCACCAUCAUCAUCGCGAACAGCGAGGAUCAGGCUGCAAGUGGUUGUAGGUCUCCUGGUAGCUGCGACGUCCCUAGAGCUGCUCGAUUUCCCUCCCAUCCUGCGCGCUCUGGAUGCGCAUGCGCUAUGGCACCUGGCUACAGUGCCGCUUGCGAGCAUGUGGUACAAGUGGCUGAUCGACGAUGCGAGGGAGUGCACAUCCUCUGGCUGGUGGGUAGGCAGAGGACUGCGGGAUCCUUCGAUCGACGUCGCUCCGCACGUCGUCGAGGCGAUGGAAAAGGCCAAGGUAUGGGCAGUCAAAGCCGCUGCUACCACGCAGCAGGGCCAUGCUGUCGGCUCUGAGCUGGUCGCUCGGAUAAGGGGAUUUGGAGAAAGGAACCUGAGCACAACUUUUGGUAGCGCUGUUGGUGCAGCUGCCUCGCCAAGCGAGAGGGAGAUUGAAAAGGCAAAAGAGAUGGGCGGACGCUCACACGGUGGUAUUUCCGUGUAG